Helobdella robusta is the source of this 864-nucleotide messenger RNA. RefSeq lists its product as hypothetical. The annotation marks the transcript as partial. The transcript has 6 exons. Gene Ontology annotation, molecular function: transmembrane signaling receptor activity; extracellular ligand-gated monoatomic ion channel activity; neurotransmitter receptor activity. Gene Ontology annotation, biological process: nervous system process; monoatomic ion transmembrane transport; regulation of membrane potential. Gene Ontology annotation, cellular component: synapse; neuron projection; membrane. The record is from RefSeq and is a predicted model, not a curated record. Lineage: Eukaryota; Metazoa; Annelida; Clitellata; Rhynchobdellida; Glossiphoniidae.
UCACAAACAGAGGCUGAUCUAGUCUGGAAACUUUUUCACAACUACAAUUCGGUAGCCCGGCCCGUAAUCAACAGACGCGGUCCAGUCGUCGUAUCAUUAGAUUACCAACUGUUCUCAAUGGCCUCAAUUGUUAGUCAUGAUUCCGUUAUGCACUGGAAUGACGAGAACUUGGCCUGGAACGAGAGUGAAUUCGACAACAUCUCAAGAAUUUCUGUCCCGGCCGUGAAUGUCUGGAUGCCUGAUGUUUCAAUAAAAAAUGGACCGGAACGAAUCAUCCACGUGUUGGACAACACCUCAAAUGAUAUGGUGACCAUAACAUCAGAUGGCGAAGUCUACUUCAACCUCCUGCGAGAAACAACCACCAUGUGUAAUCUCUCCAUGGCUUAUUUUCCAUUCGAUAAGCAGACGUGUGAAAUUAACAUGGAUAGCUUCACUUACACAACGAAACAGGUAGAACUGAAAUCGAAUGCGACGAAGAUAACUUUGAGCAACAGCAAACAGCACGGCCAGUGGCACAUUAUCGAUACGGAAGUCGAGACAAACAUUUUUUUUCAAAGAAACUACUCCGAAGUUUCGUUUAUACUUUACCUGAAAAGAGAUCCUCAAUUUUAUUUUACCUACCUCAUCUACCCAUGCAUAGUUUCAUCUCUGUCCGCUCUCAUGGUCUUUCUCAAUCCAUUUGACUCCAAGGAGAGCAUCAACUUCAGCAUCACCGUCUUGUUGUCUUUCCAUUUUUUCCUCACUACUAUUUUCAACGUCCUCCCCAAGUCUGAGACUCCGUAUCUCACCCUCUACGUAAUUUUCGUCAUGUUCCUGGCAUCUUUCUCCCUAAUCUCGACGAUACUCAUCUUAACGAUGCACUAU